Messenger RNA from Indicator indicator, 1745 nucleotides. RefSeq names its product T-cell activation Rho GTPase-activating protein-like. NCBI's taxonomy places the organism in Eukaryota, Metazoa, Chordata, Aves, Piciformes, Indicatoridae. The record is from RefSeq and is a predicted model, not a curated record. Gene Ontology annotation, biological process: signal transduction. Gene Ontology annotation, molecular function: GTPase activator activity. The transcript has 8 exons. Bases 1 to 993 code for a protein of 330 amino acids.
AUGGCACCCUGCCUCAGCCCAUCCAGGCAGGCAACGGGUUUGCUCUGUCCCCUGCAGGACCUGCUGGCUCUGCUGCAUGCACAAGGGCCAUCCACGGAGGGGAUCUUCCGCCUGGCAGCCGGCGAGCAUGCCUGGCGGGAGGUGCGGGAGGCGCUGGACAGGGGAGUGGAGGUCCAGCUGGAAAGCCAGCCUGUGCACCUGCUGGCUGCCGUCUUGAAGCAGCAGUGCUCCAAGGCUCACCCACAGCCCUCGGCCUUGCAGGACUUCCUGCGGAAGAUCCCCUCCAAGCUCCUCCAAGCAGAGCUGUACGGGGAGUGGAUGAGUGCCCUGCAGAAGAGCAGCAGGCAGGAGAGGCUGGCAGGGCUGAAAGAGGUGGCCAGCAAAUUGCCCCAGGCCAACCUCCUCCUCCUGAAGCGCUUGUUGGCCCUGCUGCACAACAUCAGCAGCAAUGCAGCCGCCAGCAGGAUGACUGCUGCCAACCUGGCCAUUUGCGUGGGGCCAAAUCUCCUGAGCCCAGCCGAGGAGCACACGCUGCCCCUGGACAUGCUGUUGCAGGUGACAGAGCAGGUGACACGGCUGGUGGAGUUCCUCAUCGACCAUCAGGGGGAACUCUUUGAAGAGGAGCAGGUGACUGGGCUCGAGGCUGCAGAGGCUGAGGAGGUGGCAGCAGCGAGGCCAGGAGAACUAGAAGCUGGAGAGGUGCCUCCAGUGGCUCCCGCAAGCACAGAGCCAAAGAGCUCAUCUGGGCACAGAAGGUCACCCAAAGCUUCUGGGGACACGCGGCAGUGCUCCUGCAGGAAGAGAAAGCUGAGCUGUAAAGAGGAGAGGGACAGCCAGCCCGGCAACAAAAGGCAAAAGCUGGAAGGAGAUCCCAAGCUUGAAGAGAUUCCUGCAGAAACGUCACCUCUUGGACUCAGUUCCCAAAUAUCUGAAUGGCACACGGGACAUUCUUCUGAGCACAAAGGGAGUUGUUUCUCUCUAGCUUUAUACUGAUAGUUUUUAGGGUUAGUUAUAGUUAUUCCUAGAGGUGUUAAGAGUUCUACUUGCUACAUUAGAGUUAGAGUGGUUGUUCCAGUUCUAGUUAUUAGAGUUCCUGUUUGAGUGAGUAUUGUUGUUACGGUUCUAGAUGUUAAGGUUGUAGUGAUAGUUGUUCCAGUUCUAGUUAUUAGAGUCGCUGUUCAACUUGUUACAGUUCUAGUUGUUAAGGUUGUAGUGAUAGUUGUUCCAGUUCCAGUUCUUAGAGUUGCUGUUCAAGUGGUAGUUGUUGUUAGAGUUCGAGUUGUUAAGGUCGUAGUGAUAGUUGUUCCAGUUUGAGUGAUAGGUGUUCCAGUUCCAGUUCUUAGAGUUGCUGUUCAAGUGAUAGCUGUUGUUAAGAGUUCGAGUUGUUAAGGUUCUAGUUGUAGCUGUUCCAGUUGGAGUUGUUCUUGUUCUGGUUCUAGUUACAGAAAUGAAGAAGGAGGCAGGAGAGAGGAAGGUGAAGGCCCAGGGGAUGCUGAUCACAACCACGUUGUCGUUGAGGGGGAAGGCCCAGGUGAAGUGGUGCUAACCCCUGAGGGUGCUAUGUGGCAGAUGGUGCAGCAGGUGCAGCCUUGCUGCGGUAGUCGUUGGAGAGGUGGCACAGCAGCUGCCAAAAGAUGCGAGUCCAGGAGCAGCAGAGGCAGUGGAGACUGAAGGGCAGCCCCAGGAGCACAAAGAAGUGCGAGCUGGUCAGGCUGGGCAGGCAGAGGUUGGUGGUGGUCUCAUGU